AUGGAAGAAGAAGAACUGGACUGUCUACACCCGUCCUCUGAAAAGCGCUAUUUUCCUGACUCCCUGGAUUCCAGUGAUGGGGAUGACGAGGGGGUUUUGGCCUGUGAGGAUUUGGAGCUGAACCCUUUUGAUGGGUUGCCGUAUUCAUCACGUUAUUACAAACUCCUAAAGGAGAGAGAAGAUCUUCCCAUAUGGAAAGAGAAAUACUCCUUCAUGGAGAAUCUGCUUCAAAAUCAGAUUGUGAUUGUUUCUGGAGAUGCUAAGUGUGGCAAGAGCUCUCAGGUUCCUCAGUGGUGUGCCGAAUAUUGCCUUUCCAUCCACUACCAGCAUGGGGGCGUGGUAUGCACCCAGGUCCACAAGCAGACUGCCAUCCAGCUCGCUCUCCGGGUAGCAGACGAGAUGGACGUCAACAUUGGCCAUGAAGUUGGCUACGUGAUCCCUUUUGAAAACUGCUGCACCAGUGAAACGAUCCUGAGGUUGGCUUUUGGGGUUCCUGUGCUCUCCCUGGAUAUAGAAAAAGCCUAUGAGAUUGUCUGUCAAGAGGGGUCCAACUUAAACCCAGACCUGGGGGAACUGGUGGUGGUUCCCUUAUACCCGAAAGAGAAGUGUGCACUCUUCAAACCGAAUGAUGAGACGGAGAAGCGAGGCCACGCUUAUCAGAGGAGGGUGGUGCUGACCUCAGGCUCGGGAGCAUCUCUCAUCUACAGCAACACCAUCAGAUUCGUUAUUGACGUGGGCGUGGAGAGGAGAAAGGUGUACAACCCUAGAAUAAGAGCCGACUCGCUUGUCAUGCAGCCCAUCAGCCAGAGCCAAGCAGAGAUCCGCAAGCAGAUUCUCGGCCCGUCGUCUUCAGGCAAGCUCUUCUGCCUCUACUCUGAAGAGUUUGCCUCCAGAGACAUGAAGCCCCUCCAGCCAGCACAAAUGCAGGAGGCCAACCUGACCAGCAUGGUGCUCUUCAUGAAGAGGAUAGACAUUGCGGGCUUGGGCCACUGUGACUUCAUGAACCAGCCAGCACCGGAGAGUCUGAUGCAAGCACUGGAGGACCUGGACUACCUGGCAGCGCUAGAUAACGAUGGGAAUCUUUCUGAAUUUGGAAUCAUCAUGUCGGAGUUUCCGCUUGACCCACAGCUCUCCAAGUCCAUCUUGGCGUCCUGUGAAUUUGACUGUGUGGACGAGAUGCUAACAAUUGCUGCCAUGGUAACAGCUCCUGACUGCUUCUCACGCCUGCCGCACGGAGCCGAGGAGGCCGCCUUGACCUGCUGGAAGGCCUUUGUCCAUCCCGAAGGGGAUCACUUCACGCUCAUCAAUAUCUACAAGGCCUACCAGGACGCAGCCCUGCAUGCUGCCACCGAGCACUGUGUGGAGAAGUGGUGUCAGGACCACUUCCUGCACUGGUCCGCGCUCAGGGCAGCCGACGCCAUCCGAGCCGAGCUCACAGAGGUCAUCAGGCGCAUUGAGCUGCCUUACGCAGAGCCCACCUUCGGCUCCCAGGAGAACACCCUGAACAUCAAGAAAGCGCUCCUGUCUGGCUACUUUGUGCAGAUUGCUCGGGACGUGGAUGGGUCGGGCAACUACCUGAUGCUGACACACAAGCAGGUGGCCCAGCUGCAUCCGCUCUCCGGGUACUCCCUCAGCAGGACGCUGCCGGAGUGGGUUCUCUUCCACAAGUUCAGCAUAUCUGAGAACAACUACAUCCGAGUCACCUCUGCGGUCUCCCCCGAGCUAUUUAUGCAACUGGUUCCACAGUAUUACUUCAGUAAUCUGCCUCCUAGUGAGAGUAAGGACAUUCUACAGCAAGUAACGGAGCACUUGACGCCCACUGCAACAACGGACAAGGAAGAGGAGGUGUGCGAGAAGUGCCCGGAAAGCACUGCUGAGCAGAGGUGCACUCUCCAGUGA
Orycteropus afer afer is the source of this 1899-nucleotide messenger RNA. It is a transcript of the gene DHX32, whose product is annotated as DEAH-box helicase 32 (putative). Gene Ontology annotation, cellular component: spliceosomal complex; intracellular anatomical structure. Lineage: Eukaryota; Metazoa; Chordata; Mammalia; Tubulidentata; Orycteropodidae. Gene Ontology annotation, molecular function: RNA binding. The record is from RefSeq and is a predicted model, not a curated record.